GCCGUGCCACCCUGUGACCUCCCUUUUCUACUUGCAGUCUGCUGACAGCUAUGUCACCGCUGAAGCCCUCUUCUAGCUCCCCUGCAGUUCCUGAGACUCAGUCCCUGACUCCACUCCUGGGGGUGCUGUGUCAGCUGCAGCCUGAGGGAAUUGUGGCAGGAGGCAUUUCGUAGGCACACACGGCUGCACCUGCACCACUAAAUUUGGAGCAACAUGGCCAGCCCGAUGCCUUUCCCUUUCAACCUGCGAGAAAAUAUGUUCCAAGAGGAACAGCCGCACUAUCGAAUCCCAGCCCUGCUCUACAUUCAGAAGUCCCACACCAUCCUGGCUUUCGCCGAGCAGCGGGGGGGUGAGAAGGAUGAAAGCGCCAAGCUGAUAGUCAUGCACAGAGGCACGUACAAUGAGACUACGCACGCCGUUCAGUGGGAAAAAGUGAAGACCAUUGUCAAGGCUCCACUGGGUGACCACCGCCCCAUGAACCCAUGUCCUGUGUAUGAUGAAGUCACUGGAAAUGUCGUUCUGGUCUUUAUAGCUGUCGAGGGAAACAUCUCUGAGCAACACCAGCUCGACAAGAAGGAAAACAAGGCCCGUCUGUGCCAGGUCACCAGCGCUGACAAUGGAGUCUCCUGGAGCCCUGUGACAGAUCUCACUGACACUGACACAGUGCCCAAGGCCUGGGCUACCUUUGCAGUGGGACCAGGCCACGGUUUACAGCUAAACAAUGAGGUUAAGAGUCUAGUGAUUCCAGCACAUGCCUAUUGGAUACAUGAAAAUAGUUCUCCGUCCCCCCACCCCUUCUGCUUUGUUAGUGAUGACCAUGGGAAGACCUGGAAAAGGGGAAACUUUCUGUCAGAGAAGAAAGCUGGGGAAUGCCAGGUGGUUGAAUUGAGGAGCCAAGGAAAGUCAGUGCUGUACUGCAACGCUAGAAGCAAAGAGAGAGCCAGAGUCCAGGCUGUGAGCUACAACGAGGGGAGGGAUUUUCCCAGUGACCAACAGUGUAAAAUUCAGAAUCUGGUAGAACCUCCCGAGGGCUGUCACGGGAGUGUUAUUGGCUUCCCAAGACCCGCUGGUGUGCAGUCAGAGGAGGACACGUGGGUCCUCUAUUCUCACCCCAUAGACCGUAACGAGCGGAAAGAUUUAGGUGUGUACCUCAACAAGGAACCCUUAAAUCCAGAAAGCUGGACAGAACCCACUGUCAUCUACAAGGGCUACUGUGCUUAUUCGGAUCUGCAGUACAUGGGGCCAGGCCCUGAUGGCUCACCCCUGUUCUCCUGCCUCUUUGAGUCUGGUACCAAAUCCAACUAUGAGAAGAUCCUCUUCUUUAUGUUCACUCUGAAACAAGUCUUUCCAUAUGACUGCUGAGCCUCAGAGGACAGGCCCGUGCAGUGUCCAUGUUAGAACCACCUGAGCUGACAC
Pelodiscus sinensis (Chinese soft-shelled turtle) is the source of this 1416-nucleotide messenger RNA. The record is from RefSeq and is a predicted model, not a curated record. NCBI's taxonomy places the organism in Eukaryota, Metazoa, Chordata, Testudines, Trionychidae.